AUGGCUACAUCCAUAUCUUGUGGCACAAUUACUGCCUGCUAUGCCGAAGCAACAACCAUCACUAGCACUUUGACUGAUGAAAUCAUAAUGACGACCACUCCAUUCGUUGCUUAUGCUUAUAAAACAGAUUCUGCUUAUUUUGCAUCUAUUGCAACUAAGAUCGAUGUAUACUUUUCCUCUAUGGAUGCAUUAUAUUCCUCCGCCGAUGCUUCAACCACAACCUCGUCGACAACAUCCACAACAUCUAAAACUUCCACAACAUCUUCUAAGACUUCCACAUCUACAGGGCCAUCAGAAACAUCGCUAGAUAACCUAUGCCUAGAGGAAGUAACAUACUCUUAUAAAGGAUCUUCGCGGUGUAAGAUAUUUUCCCACUUAUAUUCAUUCUAUGAAGUCGCUAAGAGCUAUAUUAGGGGUGAUGAUAUAUACGGAACUCUUUCUACUGAUGAAAAUAGAACUAGAGAGUGCUAUAUUGAUGGCAAGAAUGCUGGGUUUAGGUGUGGAGUUUUUGUUAAAGGUAUAGGCUGCCAGUUAUUGAGUAUAACGAUGUAA
This is a messenger RNA of Penicillium taxi, 552 nucleotides long. RefSeq lists its product as uncharacterized. Bases 1 to 552 code for a protein of 183 amino acids. The record is from RefSeq and is a predicted model, not a curated record. The transcript is spliced from 2 exons. Lineage: Eukaryota; Fungi; Ascomycota; Eurotiomycetes; Eurotiales; Aspergillaceae.